Molecule: messenger RNA, 519 nt
Organism: Saccostrea echinata
Lineage: Eukaryota; Metazoa; Mollusca; Bivalvia; Ostreida; Ostreidae
Exons: 4
Coding region: 76-519 (147 amino acids)
Molecular function (GO): calcium ion binding
Source: RefSeq, a predicted model, not a curated record
UUGAAUUACAUAUUUGACCGACUUUUACAAUCUCUCUGGGAUUACGUUCUUAUCUAUGUUAUACAGACCUGAAAGAUGGGACAAACGUUCCGUUUGUUGUCAAUUUUAUUGUUGAUCCAUUGCGUCUUUGGGGAUGACGAUGGAGACAAACACUGUCCAGCAUUGUUUGACCAGUAUGACGCUGACCACCAGCAUGGCCUAGACAAAGCAGAAUUUAAAAAUAUUUUUUUGCCAACAUUUGAUACAGAGUUUCCAGCUGACGGCCAGCUGUCACGUGACGAGGUUGUGAACGGCUGGAGGAAUGGAUAUUGCGACUUCCGGGAUACGAGAGAUGGACUGCUGAUAUUUUUAGAGACCGAUGUGGACAGAGACAUGUUUGUUACAGAGACAGAUCUAGAUCAUAUAUUUGCUGGAUUCGACAAAGAUCACAAUGGAUAUGUGUCCCCAAAUGAGUUCCGGGACGGGUGGAAUGCUAGAUAUGGCCGAGACACAUUGAACUCGAUCGUCCAUCACCACUAA